AUGAAAGUUUUAUUAUUAUUAGUUGUUUUAUUAGCUGUUAUUCAAUAUUCCGUUGCCUCCUUUGUUUAUGUUCAAAGAUUUGAUGGUGGCUGUGGUGAAACUGCUGUUGAUGGUCAAUAUAUCGAAGAAAACUAUUGCGACUACAAUCAAAUGUUUGGUUGCUCAGCAGAUGGUACCACUAUUUUUGUAACUGAAUACGAUAACAGAGGUGACUGCCAUGGUCGUAUGGUUCAUUCAUGGAAUUUCACUGCUGGUGCUUGUGCAACUGAUAGAAAUAAUAAUUCAAUCACUGCUUCAUGUGUUUCUACUUACGAUCUUCCAUCAAAUUCAUUAGUUAGAUUCGACUAUGUUGGUCAAUGCAACAGCACCAACUGGAAGAAUGAAAUUACUAAUGUCUUUUUCAAUGAAAUGGGUGUUUGUACCAACUCUAGAGAUCCAAAUAAUCAAGUUUCAUUCAAUGUUCUCUGUUCAUCCACUGCUAAUACAAUGACCCAACAAGUUUUCAAAGGUGAUGGUUGUACUGGUACUCCAAUUAAAGAAAACACAUUCCCAAUUGAAAACAAAUGUGGUUGGUGGUCAAAUUCUAUCACUGUUUGUAAUGCAUAG
Dictyostelium purpureum is the source of this 606-nucleotide messenger RNA. RefSeq lists its product as uncharacterized. The record is from RefSeq and is a predicted model, not a curated record. The transcript is spliced from 2 exons. Bases 1 to 606 code for a protein of 201 amino acids. Lineage: Eukaryota; Evosea; Eumycetozoa; Dictyosteliales; Dictyosteliaceae.